AUGCGAUUCGGAAAUUUUCUUUUCUUUUAUACAUUUUGCGGCGCUCUCGCCCUGCCCCCACCGGUCUCGAACCCUCAAACGGUGUCCAACCCUGCACCGGUCUCCAACACCCCAUAUGUCCCGAGGGGCGGGUUGCUCGCCCAGACAGACGUCGUUCGCACGCCUCAGGAUUUCCAAAGCUGUGUCAACACUAUACUUGUUUUGGGACACUCGUCGAUAGACAUGACUGGGGAUGAGUGGCUCAAGAGCCGUAUGAAGGCAGAACUGCUCAAGGCUGCCCAAGAGGAGUGUCGCGAGGAAUUCCCGGACACUGCCCCUCCGACAUCAUCCAUGCGGUACCCCGACGUCAAGGCUCUCAUGCCAGCCGUGAUCCAUAAGCCUAAGGACUUUGAAAGCUGUGUCAGGAAUGUGAGGGUUUUGAUGUCUUCGUCAACGAAACUAGUUCCACGGCACCUCCGUGCACAUUACAAACAGGUACUGGAACAUGUGAUUCGCAGGGACUGCCCCAGCCCAGGAAGGGCCGCCAAUGCUACCGAUGGUGAGAGACAAUUCCGACAUGGGAUGGUCUCGUGGCAGCAAGCUUCUUGCUCGUUGUGCGGCGUCGAUCAGCUGGGCUCGAAUCGAACCGAGAGGGAAUAG
Molecule: messenger RNA, 639 nt
Organism: Pyricularia oryzae 70-15
Lineage: Eukaryota; Fungi; Ascomycota; Sordariomycetes; Magnaporthales; Pyriculariaceae
Exons: 4
Coding region: 1-639 (212 amino acids)
Source: RefSeq, a predicted model, not a curated record